AGAAAAAUAAAAAUAUGUUUGAGUUCAACAAGAAAUUAGUAAUAUUUUCCUAUUGGAAUGGAUUUGGAAGUUGGAGCAAGAAAGAAAGGUGUUCAGAAUCAAUUUUGAAGCAAGAGAUGAAUUUUGGAGCCGAGUGUCGACAGGCGACCAGGCAGGCGGCCGCCUACCAGGCCGCCUGCCAAACAUCAUCAGCAAACGGCGAAAGUGGCUCCGGCGGCGAACUCAAGCGCAGGCGUAAAAAGGAACUUGAUUAUUCUUCUCCUCGUGGUUCUUUCCUUGAGAUGACACCAGAAGAAAAUGAGGCAUUGAUCAAUAAAGUGACUUCAAAUUCUCGUUAUUGGUAUGAUGAUCGUGCCCCAGUUUCUUCUUCCCAAGGAAGGAUUGAGGUUGAUGAAGCAACUGCGCUUCGAGCACAGAUUGAAGCAUUGACCGUUAAAAUUAAAAACCUAGAGAAGAAUCAAGUUCCACCACUUAGGGAGAUAGCAAACCAAGAACAUGCUUCUUGCAAUCUUGUAAAUGCUAUUGAUGCUUUAGAUGACUUCUGGUUUGGUACCUCUCCUGUUGAAGAUGGCCCACGAGAUGAAGGUAUUAUAAGCAUGGCCAAUUCAGCAGAAGAGAAAUAUGUUGAGUUGAUGGAGUUGUGUGAUAAAGCUUUACAGGAAGAAGAGAAUGCAGAGCAAGUUUUGGGUGUUCAGGCUGAAGAAGAAGAGAAUGAACCUGAGCCUACUCUUGAACUAAAACCCUUACUCUCCCACUUGGAGUAUGCAUUCUUAGAUGAAGAAGAGAAGUGCCCAGUAAUUAUUGCAUCCGACCUAACCGAGGAGCAGAAGGGUAAGCUAAUAGAUUUGCUUAAGCUUUAUGGGCAUGUUAUCGCCAGAAAGCUUGAGGACUUUAAGGGAAUUAGUCCCACCUUCUGCACCCAUAAGAUUUUUAUUGAAGAAGGGAAGAGACCAAUGGCGCAACAACCACGAAGGUUAAAUCCCAAUCUUAGGAAGAUGGCUGAAGAGGAUUAUGAGGAGGAGGCUCUCAAUGUCACGCUGCCAGCUGCAUUCGAGAUGCACUUGCCAUCAGGAGAGCCCCGUAAGCGUUUUCGCACAUGGGGAAGGAAGAGAACUCUUCUAGGGCCACUCUCUCUUGAUCAGGUGACCCUAGAGGAGUGGAACCACUGGGAGGAGAUUGAUGGCCUACUUGCAGACUCUCGUUGGCGCUACUUGCUCACCUUUGCAGAGCAGUCUAGUUUGGAGCUGACGAUUGAGUUUCUUUGCACCUACCAGUGUCUGCAUGGUGGCCGGCCUAUUAAGGAUGCAGCUGAUGUCAGACCCGAUUCCACCUUGAAGUUCUCACUUAGUGGUCGAGCCUUCACCCUUUCCAUGGCCGAGCUCAAGCGUCAUUUGGGGAUAUACACUGAGGAGGAGGCACGCUCCCUUGUCUUUGCUGCUCUUCCGUAUUCCUUACCUUCAGAGUUCAGCCUUGAGCAGUUCUGGCGACAGCAUUCCCUGUCGACGACACUGUUCAACAAGAACACAGCACAUACUUGUCAGUGGAGGAGCAGCGCCUGGAGGAUACUCAUUUUUGUGCUUUCACAUGGUCUCUUCGGUCGUCCGACUAACUCAAAUCGGAUUGGCAUGAAGGACAUAUACUUCUUUUGGAGUGUGGCAGAAAGGGUUCAGGUGAACCUGGCUAUCUUCAUGGCUCAGUUCUUCCUACUUCAGGGGAAGAGCCAGAGGAAGACUCUUCAGGCAAGACCCUUUGUUACUCACCUUGCACGUUCCCUUCUACCCCAGAUGCUAGAUAAUUUGCUUCCCAUUGACCAGAGCAUUCGCCCUCUGAGCACCACUACUCUCACGAAGAUGGGGAUCGCGAAGAGGCGUCGAGUAGAGGAGAGUGAUGAGCCACCCCUGGAUUUCUUUGAUGGGCUUGAUACCACCGUCCAUUCUCCCAUUCCAGACGCCACCACGGACACUUUCAUGGCUGGGGGGUCUUCUUUUGUUCAGCCUGGGACGUACACAGCCUCAUCAAGUGGUGCUGAGCCAACCAUGUUCCAGAAGAUCCUAGAGGAGAUGAUGAAGAUGAACACGAGGAUGGGUGCUAUCGAGACCAGCAUACAAGAUGUGAAGGACAUCAUGGAGACUGACCAUAGUGCCCAUGAGAAGCAAAUGAAGAGGAUGAAUGAACGCCUAGAGUAUAACACUGAGAAGCUCCAAGAGCUUGAGAUGAUGCUCGGUAAGAAGUCUGCGCCUCCAGCUCCUUCAUCUAGAGCCAGCCAGCAGUAGCGAAGAUAUUUUAAUUUCUGUUGAUCUUAAACUAUUUUGACUUGGCCUGUUUAUAGUUUAAGCUUGCACUUUAUUGCUUAUUU
Molecule: messenger RNA, 2356 nt
Organism: Cuscuta campestris
Lineage: Eukaryota; Viridiplantae; Streptophyta; Magnoliopsida; Solanales; Convolvulaceae
Source: the annotation of a GenBank genome assembly